CCAACAUGCCACUAGUACCUCCCCAUUGGUCGACGUGUCGCACUCAUUGAUGUUGAUAUCGUCUAUGGAUGAUCAUAAAAGAGCGUCACUUCUUCUGCCUACUUGCAGCUCUAGCUAGCUAGUUGAGUUUUUUAGAAGCUCGUAACUUGGUGCCACCAGCAAGCUUGGCCAUGACGGAUGUUACCGAAUGUUAUCUACCCCAAAUUGCAGCUCUUUCAAGCAUGUUGGCUAGUGGGUUAAUCAUUGCUGAGGUGCUGCAGGAUGGCCAACAGAGAGGUGCUGUAUCUCGAGUCUUGCUGUCUAUGAGCGCUGGGGAUAUCCUCUUUUCAUUAGGCUGGUUCUUGGCUUCUUGGGCACAGCAUUUGAGCUGGAGCUGUGUCUUUCAGGGCUUCAUAAUUCAACUGGGAUACAUGGCAUCAUUGCUCUCUAAUGCCUCUCUGGCAAUGGUCUAUCUUCUCAUGAUCCAAUACAAUUGGCCUCAAGGCAGGAUUCAAACCAAAAUUCCAAGAAUGAUGCUCUACUUGUGGAGUUUCUGCCUGGUCACAGCCCUGGUUCCCUUGGCCUUGGAUAUGUACCGAUUCACCAGCCCAGUUUGUUGGAUUGGGUCCCCAAAAUCACAGGACACCACAUUUAUCAUUGCCUCCCUUCAGGUGAUACCCAUUUGGUCAUGCAUCUUUCUGGAUUCUGUGACAAUGCUGCUCAUUUUUCGAAAGGCAAGACUGCUUGAAGCCCAAGUGGAUAAUGUUGAUCAAUACCAAGAAAGUCUCGAUUCACACACAAGAACAACAGAAGAUGAUUCAGUACAAAUCGAUUUACUAUCUCUCCCUGAUGUGAAUGCGAGCCUUUUAAGAGGAAGUGAGGGGUUGGGGGACAGGGAGAGCCAUCAUGGAGUGUUUAGCUUUGUAGAAUUCAUGCUAUUUGAACCAGUUCCUAUGGUAUUCCCCUACCAAGAUGAAGCUGGUGGAUAUGGGAUGAAUAUUGAUGGAAGCAUGUUGAUCUCCAGUGCCGUAUCCAACACUUCAAGAGCCCAUGAUCCCCGAGAAGAUCAGGUUGAUCCUGUUGAAGACUAUAUGAUUCCACAAGAAGAGCAAGUGACAGGACAGCCAGAGGAACAGAACCCAGAAACAGCCAUCACUAGAGAACCGCUACAAGAUGGAAGUGUGGCAUCCAACGAACGUGCCAACAACAACGGUUACAUUGAACCAUUGACUAAUAUUGGCAGCAACUCCACUUCUGAGCGCUCUGCUGAUUCUACCCCCAAUAUGCCUCGGUCACACAAGCGAUCCCAACUUAUUGCCCAACAAGGCAUGUGGUACAUUGCUGGAUUUUUUAUGACAUAUGGAUUUGCCACAAUUUCCGUCCUUGUGUUCGCUAUUGCGAGCAAGUGGAAUCCCCCACUGGAUCGUACCAGCUAUUUCUUUUUGGCCGGUCAGGCUGUGUUUAACUUUUUGGUCUUCAGUCGUGGGCGCCAACAAAUGAAGACAAGGAUGGGGGCUAAACUGAAGAGUUGGAUAUGGAAUGGUGCAGCACAUUGCCGUACUGUUUUCUGCCUCUUGAAGCAACGUCGUUGUCUCCCAUUAUCGGACGAACUGCACCAAUCUGCCAUGGAUACCACCUCAACAGUAACAGUUCUGCAACACAACAAUGGGAUCAAGCAUGGCCCGGGAAACAUCAACGAACAACAAUGUCAAUGCAAUGCGGAGCAACAACGAACAACAACAACAACCACACAAGUUUUCACAAAUGGCCCCCAUUGAGGAAUUGCUGGAACGGCUGCAGUCAUGUAGCAAUGAUUCCAUUUGCUUUUGUAUUCACAGUUCCAAGACAGGACGAAUCAUUAGUAAGUCUGUAUCAGAACUGAGUCAUCGGCAAUGUCCAGGAAUGGCGACGAGGAUGAAUCCAGAGACAAUGGUGGUACCGCUACCCGCUUGGGCAGUCCGCGUUCCAAGCCUCUAAGUGCCUCCCUGCAAACCGGCGUGCAUGGCAAGUGGACCCCAGCUGGUUCUCUUUGCCAGCGAAAUCUCUGAAUUGGAAGAAGCUCCCAAAGAGGAGUCGCCCCCUACCGAACGAAACCAACCAGGCUCGUUAUAGUGAAGUCCGGGGAAGUAUCUGUGGAUGAGGCGUAGAGCACGGUAGCAGAGUAGCACUUUUGAAACAGUGUAAACUGCUCAAUUUCCAAUAGAGACUAGCUAGCUAGCGUUUGCUCAUCGCGUAUGUAUCCUCAUCGUCUGUUUGUGGUCGCAUUUGGGCUCCUCGCAGCAUCCAUCGUCCUGCACUAUCCACUUUGAAAGGGUCUAAUGUCUAAUAAGGAAACGACAAAAGAACUGAUUAAAGCAAAAUUUUAGCCAAAAAGUCGAGCCCGUCCAAGCUGUUGGUGACAGGCAGAUG
Seminavis robusta is the source of this 2388-nucleotide messenger RNA. The record is from the annotation of a GenBank genome assembly. NCBI's taxonomy places the organism in Eukaryota, Bacillariophyta, Bacillariophyceae, Naviculales, Naviculaceae.